Messenger RNA from Papaver somniferum (opium poppy), 699 nucleotides. Its product is annotated as histone H2B.5-like. The transcript has 4 exons. Gene Ontology annotation, molecular function: structural constituent of chromatin; DNA binding; protein heterodimerization activity. Gene Ontology annotation, cellular component: nucleosome. Bases 1 to 699 code for a protein of 232 amino acids. The record is from RefSeq and is a predicted model, not a curated record. Gene Ontology annotation, biological process: nucleosome assembly. Lineage: Eukaryota; Viridiplantae; Streptophyta; Magnoliopsida; Ranunculales; Papaveraceae.
AUGGAGAAUGCUAAACCACUUAGUUCUCCACUUGGGAGUCAAAUUCGUCGUUCAAGUAUGCAGUGUGCGAAGACAGAUGAAGAAAAGGAGUACAUGUCUAACAUACCAUAUUCUUCAGCUAUUGGGAGUCUAAUAUAUGCUAUGGUGUGCGCGAGACCGGAUAUUGCACAUGCAGUGAGAGUAGUGAGUAUAUAUGCAAGCAACCCAGGAAAAAAACAUUGGGAAGAUGUGAAGUGGAUUCUCAGUGAUUUGGAACUCACGGUUACAGAAGUUGGUAACAUUGUCUACUACGGAAGCGUAGUACGUAGAAUAGCAGAAAAGAAGCCUAGAGCAGAGAAGAAACUACCAACAAAGGAAAGUGGAGCUGGACAUGGUAAAAGAAAGAAGAAGAUGAAGAAAUCAGUUGAGACAUACAAGAUCUACAUCUUCAAAGUUUUGAAACAAGUUCAUCCUGAUAUUGGUAUUUCAAGUAAAGCUAUGGGUAUUAUGAACAACUUUAUUAAUGAUAUCUUUGAGAAAUUAGCUAAUGAAUCUUCAAAAUUAGCUAGAUACUGUUGGGUUUCCAACAGAUACAAUAAAAAACCUACUGUUACUUCCCGUGAGAUUCAGACUUCUGUUCGUCUAGUGCUCCCUAGUGAAUUAGCUAAACAUGCUGUUUCUGAAGGUACCAAAGCUGUUACUAAGUUUACCAGCAAGUAA